AGCCUCAGCUGAGACUAUUGGCUCAGCUGCGGCCUCUCAACGAAAGUGGAAGUAACUGACGUAUUUACCUCGCUACGGUCGGCUGCGUGCCUGCGUUGAGUAUAAUGAGUGGAGCGUCGCCAUUGGGAAACGUAACCGAGGAAAUCUGUAUAUUAUGUGCCUAAAUAUAAAUACCUUAGAUCAGGAGGGAGAGGAGGGGAACACACUUCCAAAAUGAGUUACUGUGAGAAGAGAAUGCAGAAGGUCAAGAAGAAAGAUGAGCAUGAUGCUUAUCAGAGCCAGAUGUCCAGAGAAGCAUCUCCAGAACCCAGCUGUGUGUCCAUGAAGAGUGAUUGCUCCAUGUUGGAACCUAUUGAACUCCGUAAAAGAGUGACCUCUGACCCCAGUAGCACUAGCAAAAGAACGUCCAGAGGAGCAUCUCCAGAACCCAGCUGUGUAUCGAUGAAGAGUGAUUGUUCCAUGUUGGAACCCAUUGAACUCAGUAAUAGAGUGACCUCUGACCCCAGUAUCACCAGGCGGAGAAGACACAGUGGUGCAUCACCAGAGCCCAGCUAUGUGUCAAUGAAGAGCAACUGCUCCAUGUUGGAACCCAUUGAACUUCGUGAUAGAGUGACCUCUGACCCCAGUGUGCGUACACAACAACAACAUUUAACGCCCAGAGGAGCAUCUUCAGAACCCAGUUGUGUGUCAAUGAAGAGUGAUGGAUCUAUGAUGCAGCCCCCACAACUCACUGUGAGUCCAGUGACCUCUGACCCCAGUAUCACCAGCAAGAAAGAUCCAAGAAGAGGAUCUUUAGAACCCAGUUGUGUGUCAAUGAAGAGUGACGGAUCUAUGAUGCAGCCCCCACAACUCACUGAUGCAGCUUCAACCUUUGACCUGGGCAGCAGGAAAAGUCCCAGUGGAGCUUCUCCAGAAUUCAGCUGUGGGUCGAUGAAGAGCAAUCAGUCCAUGUUGGAUCCCAUUGAACUCAGAAAUAGAGAAGUGAUUUUAAAACCCAGUAUUACCAGCAAGAAAGAAUCCGAAUCAGCAUCUUCAGAACCUAGUUGUGUGUCAAUGAAGAGUGACGGAUCUAUGAUGCAGCCCCCACAACUCACUGAUGCACCAUCAGCCUCGGACCUCAGUAUUAUCAGCAAGAAAGAAUCCGAAUCAGCAUCUUCAGAACCUAGUUUUGUGUCAAUGAAGAGUGACGGAUCUAUGAUGCAGCCCCCACAACUCACUGUGAGUCCAGUGACCUCUGACCCCAGCAGUGGGGAGAUAUGGUCGAAUGCGUCCACCUGUCAGACCCUCAUCAGACCGAACAGCAUUGAAUCAGACCCGCCAGAUCAGACUGAACACCUGCAGCAGGAUUCUUAUCAACCAGUAGAUGAUGUUCUGCAGAAAGUCAAAGACAAACACAAAACCAACAUGAAAAACAAGUAUGAGAGUUUAUUUGAGGGAAUCAAACAACAAGGGAAUCAAACCCUCCUAAACAGAAUUUACACACAGCUCUACAUCAUAGAGGGAGAGAUUGAAGGAGUAAAUGAAGAACAUGAGGUUUUAAACAUGGAGAAAACGCCCAAAACACAAGACUUACAAGACACUUCAAUCUAUUGCAAUAACAUCUUUAAACCCUUACCCGAUGCACUUAAUAAAAGAGAGAAAAUCAAGAGUGUUCUUACCAAAGGCAUCGCUGGAAUCGGAAAAACAGUCUCCGUGCAGAAGUUCAUUCUGGAUUGGGCUGAGGGAACAGCCAAUCAUGAUGUGGAUUUCAUUUUUGUUCUUCCGUUUCGAGAGUUAAACUUGAUUCGAGAUGAUCGGUACAGUUUUCACAAACUUCUGCUGGCCUUUUAUCCUGAACUUGAAGAUCUGGACUCAAAGAUUUAUGAUGAGUGUAAAGUCGUGUUCAUCUUUGAUGGUCUGGAUGAAAGCAGAAUGGCGCUGAUGUUUUCAGACACGAGCGAGAAAGUUUCUGAUGUGACUGAGACUUCAUCAGUGUCUGUGUUGAUGUCAAACCUCAUGAGAGGAGAUCUGCUUCCCUCUUCUCUCAUCUGGAUCACCUCCAGACCAGCGGCAGCCAAUCAGAUCCCCUCCAAAUACAUCAAGCGUCAGACAGAAAUCCAGGGAUUUAAUGACGAUCAGAAGGAGGAAUAUUUCAGGAAGAGAAUCAGCGACGAGCAUCAAGCCGAGAAAAUCAUCUCACACAUUAGAAAAGCGAGAAGCCUCCACAUCAUGUGUCACAUCCCAGUCUUCUGUUGGAUCUCAUCCACUGUGCUUCAAAACCUCCUGAAAGAAGACAACGAGAGAGCAGAAAUCCCUAAAACUCUGUGUGAAAUGUACAUCCACUUUCUGCUGAUUCAGAUGAAUAUGAAGAAUGAGAAGUAUGAUGAAAGAUAUUCAGAGAAACUCCUGCAGUCCAACAGAGGCUUGAUUUUGAAACUGGCUGAAGUGGCAUUCAAACAGCUAAUGAAGGGUAAUGUGAUGUUUUAUGAGGAAGAUCUGAGAGAGUGUGGGAUAGACAUCACUGACGCCUCACUACAUUCUGGGAUUUGCACUGAGAUCUUUAAGGAGGAAUCUGUGAUUCAUCAGAGGAAAAUCUACUGCUUUAUACAUCUCAGCUUUCAAGAGUUCCUCGCUGCUCUCUAUGGGUUUUACUAUUAUAAUGGUAAAAUAACAGAGACGUCACAGUUUUUUGAUGUAAUAUAUGUUUUAUUGAAAGCAGCAGUAGAUAAAGCUCUCGAGAGUGAAACUGGACAUCUGGAUCUUUUCCUGCGAUUUCUGCUGGGCAUCUCACUAGAGUCCAAUCAGAGACUCUUACAGGAUCUACUGACACACACUGUGGAUACCUCAGAAACCAUCAAGAAAAUUACAACAUAUAUCAAAGGCAAAAUCAACGAUGGGUGUGAUUACUCAGCUGAAAGAUCCAUUAAUUUGCUUUUGUGUCUGCUUGAAGUGAAUGACCAGACUCUGUCCAAAGAGAUUAAGGAGCUUGUAAGAUCCGACAAACCCUCAAAGAAACUCUCUGCUACUCACUGUUCAACAAUAGCCUACAUGAUUCAGAUGUCAGAGGAGGUGAUGGAUGAGUUUGAUCCAAAGAAAUACAACACGACACAGGAGGGCAGAAGACGACUCGUACGAGCUGUCAACAACUGUAGAAAAGCUCUACUUGCUGACUGUAAUCUCACAAUUCAGUCGUGUGAAAUCAUCGCUUCAGCUCUACAAUCCUCAAAUUCUCCUCUGAGAGAGCUGGACCUGACUAACAAUGACCUGCAGGAUUCAGGAGUGAAGCUAAUCUCUGAUGCUCUCAAGAGCCCAAACUGUCAACUAGAAAUACUGAGGUUAUCAGGUUGUAUGGUGACAGAUGAAGGUUGUUGUUAUUUGGCGUCAGCUCUGAGUUCAAACCCGUCACACCUGAGAGAGCUGGAUCUCACCUACAAUUACCCACAACACUCAGGAGUUCAGCUGCUCUCUAAACUCAAUCAUCCAAACUUCAAACUCAAUUUGGACUAUGGUGCGGAGAAGAGGAUUAGACCAGGACUACAAAAAUAUUUUUAUGAUGUCACAGUGGAUCUAAACACAGUAAACCCUCUCCUCAUGCUGUCUGAAGAAAACCGAAAGAUCAUACGAGUGGAAGAGCCCCAGUCGUAUCCUGAUCAUCAAGAGAGAUUUGAUGAAAUUACUCAGGUUUUGUGUAAAGAGAGUCUGACUGGACGCUAUUACUGGGAGGCAGAAUGGAUUGGGAAGGAGAUUGGAGUUUCAGUGGUUUAUAAAGAUAUUGGCAGGAAAUUUCGGAGCGAGGACUGCUGGUUCGGAUACAACAGUAACUCCUGGAAUCUUCACUGCACUAGCAAAAGUUACACUGCAAGUCAUAAUCAACAGCAGACAAAUAUCCCAUCAACAUCACCCCACUCUAAUAGAGUCGGAGUUUAUCUGGACUGGCCGGCCGGCAUUCUUUCCUUCUACAGCGUCUCUGACACAAACACACUCACACACUUACACACAUUCAACACAACAUUCACCGAACCUCUACACGCGGGAUUUAGACUUUUUUAUAACACCUCAGUGUCGCUGUGUAAAAAUACUAGUUAACAAUAUCAAGUUAUCAUUUUAUUUAUAUAAUUUUUUACAUGUGAAGAAUAUUUAAGUUCAAUUGUCAGUUGAGAAAUUGGCAGGCACGUUCUCAAGAUUUUAUGUUAUCAAAGGUAUUUGUAUAAGUCAACAGUAUUCUUCUAUUACCAAGUCGAUCUCAGUCUCUUUACUGCGUCGGGAGAAUCAAAUAAGCGGCACACACUCAAGGGUACAGAUCUCAGUGCAGUUGAAUCUAUUUAUUCUUGUACAAAAUUCAAUGGAGGACUCUAUAUAUAUAUAUGUAUGUAAUUUGCACAGGGUUUGUUGGUUACUACUCUGUUCCCCCUUGAAGUUCACACAAGUGCGUGUGUAUAUACAGUAUUUGUGAAUCUGGUCCCAAGGCUAGAACUGCACUAGUUUAUGUAUAGACGGUUUCAGCAGUAACAACAUAAACAAACGGCUUCCUUUAACCAGGAAGUAGAGGGCUGUAGUACAAACCGGCCGUUCGCUGUAGGCUUUGAAAGGAGACUUCUGUUAAAAAAAUAUAUAUCGCCUGGCAGUGAACUUUGAGCUUUAUCAUUUUACAGGUACAGUCUUGUUCA
Molecule: messenger RNA, 4646 nt
Organism: Misgurnus anguillicaudatus (oriental weatherfish)
Lineage: Eukaryota; Metazoa; Chordata; Actinopteri; Cypriniformes; Cobitidae
Source: RefSeq, a predicted model, not a curated record